Messenger RNA from Alosa alosa (allis shad), 2623 nucleotides. RefSeq names its product serine/threonine-protein kinase Nek5-like. The transcript is spliced from 10 exons. Gene Ontology annotation, biological process: lipoprotein metabolic process; lipid transport; protein phosphorylation. Lineage: Eukaryota; Metazoa; Chordata; Actinopteri; Clupeiformes; Clupeidae. Gene Ontology annotation, molecular function: lipid binding; protein tyrosine kinase activity; ATP binding. The record is from RefSeq and is a predicted model, not a curated record. Gene Ontology annotation, cellular component: extracellular region. The coding region runs from base 185 to 1903 and encodes 572 amino acids.
UCACUUUGAGACGGCUGCAGCAGUUACAAGGGGAAGGAGUUCCUAUUCUGAUGAACCUCAAAUCGUCCACUAAUUCUAACAAACGUCGACAUUUUAAAUAAGACCUACUUUUUGCUCUUUUACUCUGCUUCAGGUUCUGGUUAGGGUCAUUGCUAUGCCCCAGCCUGCUUGACCCUUGGGAAGAAUGGGCAGCCAAUCAAGCGUCCUGCAGCAACACGGCUUCACCCUAGUGAGACAGGAGGGUGGGGCCAGCCUGGUGAAGUCACAGGAAGGCCAUCAGUAUGUCGUCAGAGAGGUCAAUAAAAACUCAGAGGAUGUUUUCACCGUGAAAGAAAUUCUCAAAAGCCUGCAGCAUCCCCAUGUCAUUGGACAUCAGAAGUCAUUUAAAGAUGGCGGUACAUUCUAUGUUUUGGUGGACUACUUUGAAGAAAAUUUGUCCAAAAAGAUGAAAGCCAAGCAAGAACGUGGGGAACAGUUUUCAGAGAAAGAGAGUAUGGAUUACUUUGUCAAGAUUUGCAUGGCAUUGAAGCACUUGCACUCCAAUAACACUGUUCACAGAGACAUAAGACCUCAGAAUAUUCUCUUCAGUGAGUUUGGAACUGUGUGUUUGGGUGAGCUUCCAGAAAUCAAAGAAAGAGCUGGAGUAGAGAGUGACUCUACUGGGGAACUAACCAACAUCCCCCCUGAAAUCCUGAAGGGAGAUUCAUACCAUGACAAGAGUGAUAUCUGGUCCUUGGGCUGCCUGCUCUAUGAAAUGUGUAUGAUGAAAAGUGCAUUCACAACAGAGAGUGCAGUGAAUCUGGUUCCUAAGAUCCUGAGUGGUUCUUACGAGCCUCUCCCAGAGACCUUCUCCAAGUCCCUCCACCAGCUCCUCAGCGACGUCCUGCAGACCGACCCAGAACUGAGGCCUUCUGCACAGGAGAUUUUGUGGAGGCCAUUUGUCAUUGCCUACCUCACAGCCCAGAGUGAGCGGACUGUUGCGGAGCUCCAGGAGAGCCUGCAGAAGCUGAGGGCCCUGGCUGACGGUCUGGAGAAUGUGCACUUUGGCACCACUGUGGGCAGUCUGACUGGCGGGGUGAUUGGAGCAGCUGGAGGCAUCACCUCCAUCGUGGGUCUCAUCUUGGCCCCCUUCACUCUGGGUGCCUCUCUGAUCGUGACGGGGGUCGGGGUGGGCAUCGCUGUCGCUGGUGGUGCAACCGCAGGAGUCUCCAACAUCACCAACAUGGUCAACCAGUCCACCGACCGCUACAAUGUGAAGAACGUCAUCCGCGAGUUCCAGGAGAAGAUGAACUCGGUGGUGGUCAGUCUCCAGCACAUCUGUGAAGGCCUGGAGGCCCUGAAUGACUCUGGGUCAGCUGAGGAUGGUAAUGACCCAAGCACAGGGACGACAGGGAGCAUGGCCAAGGCGGGUGUCCGAUUAGGGCGAGGGCUUGGGGCCAUCCCCGAGCUUGUGAGGCUGGCACAGGUGGCGAACGUGGGAAGGGUGGCAGCGCAGACCGCCAGGGCCAUCCGUGUGGCGGAGGUGGCCACCGGCAUUUUCUCCGCCUUCUUCCUGGCAGUGGACGUCUUCUUCAUCGCCAUGGACGCCAAGGAGAUCCACAACAUCCGACAAACGAGGGCGGAGAAGGCCGCCUCAGAUGACCCGGUCCGGCUGAAGAUGCUGGAGGUUGCCGGCGACACCGGGGACGCUCAGGAGCUCAUGGACACGAUGGAGCUACGAGAGGCCGACUCCAUGACUGAGCUGCAGCCCAGUGCAGCAGGGGAGGCCAAGCCGGAGGUGAAGUCGGAGACCAUGAGGUUCGUCCUGCAGAUCAGGGAGACCGCUGCCCAGCUGCAGGACAGCCUGGAUGAGCUGAGUGACAUCAUCACUUUCAUCCCAAAGGUUGAGGCCUACAGCCUCUGAAUCAGCCACAUGGUGAUAUGUUUCCAUAUUGAGCAUUUUUUUUGGCAAAAAUGUGCACGUACACCUGCAUACAUUUUUAUGAAUUGGUCUCAGCCUUUUGAGGAUAUUAUAUGGAUGUAAGUCUAGCAUAUACAUGUGCAAAAGGGAUGCGUAACUGAAAUAGCUAUAAAUCAUUAUUAUUGGCUUAAGCAUACUAUAAACCUGUUAUUUUUAUUCUGUCAUAGAACUAGCAGGAGUUAAGGUGUAAACUUGUUUUGCAUUGACAAGUGGAAAUAUUUUUCAUGUUUUAAGAAGACUUUUUUUAACAUUCCAGUAUCUUCAUUUUAUCCAGCCAUUAAAUGCCAACAAUGGGUUCACGUUGUAUGAUGUUGAGUAACAUUUUAUUCUUUUUUUGAUUCAUCAUAUUUAUAUUCUCAUUAAUAGCGGCACUGAAUUGCACAAAUUUCUUUAACACUCCUCUUCACUGGGGAGUUUUAUUUGUCUUGAAGUGACUUCAUCUUCAGAAUUUGCUGCUGACCUUGAAUGCCUUCAGACAUGUCCUUUAUGGUUUAACUGAAGGUAGGAAAUAUGUAUCAAUGCAGCUAUGCACCAGUCAGGUGACCACAUGAUAUUGAACCAUAAACAUCACCAUUUUCACCAUAACCAUAUUCAAAAAGGAGGGCGUAUGCAGGGUUUCCCGCAGGAAAUGUGUUAGUCAAGGUGGUAGGUCGUAGGUCUCGG